AUGGAACCUAAGGUGAUAUCGGGCGGCCGAAUACCCUGUGACGACUGUCAUACAUUCAAUAAUACCACUAUUCCUGAUCGGUACCCUGUGCCUCAUCUUCAAGACUUCGCCGGAGCCCCUUUUGUCAAAACUGCUUCCUUUAAGAUUGAUCUGGUGCGUGCCCUUCAUCGAAUUCCAGUGACCACUGACGGCACCCCAAAAACCGUCGUCCCCACACCCUUCCACCUGUUGAAAUUCAUCUGCAUGUCCAUCGGUCUUUGUACUGCUGCCCAAACUUCCCAGUGGUUCAUUGGCCAUGCCUUGCUUGGCCUACCGUUUGUGUGCGCCUGCAUUGAUAAUCUGUUUGUGGUCAGCCAGAAUGCCGAGGAACGCAGAAACUUGACCAUUUGUUUGACCGCCCAGACUAGUUUGGUAUUACUACAAACCCCUCCACGUGCGUUAUGACUGUGCUUUUUCUUAAAUUCCUCUGUCAUCAUGUCGAAUCUGAAGGUUUUUGUCUUUUCGUCCUCCGAAAACAAAACAAUUCGUGAUUUCCAUCCACCAACCUCCAAGUGUCAUUCGCAGCGAUUCCUUUGCAUGGUCAAAUUUUACCGCCGGUUCCUACCAAACUGUGUUAACCUCAUGAUGCUACUCAAUAACUUGCUUUCUGGUCCCAAAGGCCUCUUCGGGCUGACUAGUGGGGCACGGCUGCUCUUGAGGAAAUCAAGAAUUCUCUUGCCGACACCAGCUUGCUUACGCAUCCCGAUCUCGAAGCUGAGCUGUCCCUGAUGAUAGAUGCUUCGACCAUAGCCAUAAGAACAGUCCUUCAAUAACACCCUGUUGUCUUGACUCGACCACUAGCCUAUUUCUCCAGAAGGCUUUUGCCGGCGGAGAUCCGUCAGAACACCUUUGGCCGUUAACUACUUACCACUUACCUUGCUGUGAAGCAUUUCCGACAUUUCCUUGAAUGUCAGGACUUCACCGUUUGCGCGGAACACAAACCGCUGACUUUUGCUCUUCUCUCCCACUCCGACGAGUACAAUGCGAGAGAAAUCGCCCACAUGCGCUGCAUCUCCCAAUUCACCAACGACAUCCGCCACAUUGAUGGCACGAAGAAUGAGAUGACUGACAUGUUGUCCAGGUACUUAUUGUCUUCUCCCCAUCUCUCACACGGAAUCGAUCUUGGCACCACGGCGGCUGAGCAAAAACGAGUCGGUUGUCCUCUAGAUGAUUCCGUUAGUGGUCUCCAACUCCUAGACGUUCCCCCGACCACCGGUACUGGUACCAUACGUAGCGCCGUUUAG
Spirometra erinaceieuropaei is the source of this 1283-nucleotide messenger RNA. Lineage: Eukaryota; Metazoa; Platyhelminthes; Cestoda; Diphyllobothriidea; Diphyllobothriidae. The record is from the annotation of a GenBank genome assembly.